Messenger RNA from Brassica napus (rape), 1160 nucleotides. Its product is annotated as protein COFACTOR ASSEMBLY OF COMPLEX C SUBUNIT B CCB4, chloroplastic. Gene Ontology annotation, biological process: cytochrome b6f complex assembly. Gene Ontology annotation, cellular component: chloroplast. The record is from RefSeq and is a predicted model, not a curated record. The transcript is spliced from 7 exons. Lineage: Eukaryota; Viridiplantae; Streptophyta; Magnoliopsida; Brassicales; Brassicaceae. The coding region runs from base 78 to 1019 and encodes 313 amino acids.
UGCAUUAAUUAAUUGUAUUAUUCAUUCGGGUUUUGGAUUGGUUCAAUGGUUAUUUCCGAUUGGAUAAACGUCGUCGUAUGAUGAUGAUAUGUCUUUCUCUCCUAACGGCCAAAUUUUCAUCUCUAACCUCACUGUCUGCAAUGGAAGCAGCGAGAUUCAUCAACCAAAUUCAAAUCCCGAAAAACCCUAAUCGCAGAUCCUCCUCUCGUCCCCCGCGCUUUAUCAGAGCUUCGUCUUCACAGGAGCCGAAAAGCUACAGAGGUCCGAAACCGAGCAAGAACUUGGUGGCUGAUUUCGUUUCCAGGAACGACGACUCGGUCCGGAGCUUGCCCAUCUACGUCGGAGGCGCUUCCCUCUUGGCCGUUCUCUUCAAUCGCGCUGUUUCCGGUAUCGCUCCUGUUGCCGAUGCUAGCAGCUCACAGUCAAGAGCGGAUCUACUGGCGCUUGGUUUGGCUGUAACUAACUUAUUGACCGGUUUAGUCUGGUUAUCGAUCCGACCGAAGACCAUAACACCAGUGGAACCUCAAGGUGUGGACUGCAAAGUUUUGGAACCCAAUCUUCCUCCAUCAAUACUCUCCGAGUUGUUAUGGGCUUGGGAGUCUCUUAAGGUGGCAACAUGUUGUAAGUCUCUGGUUAUUGUCUACAAUGGCAUUUGCCUUCUUCAAAUCGGGAUGGCUGCUAAAUCUCCGGAUGUCAACCAAGCAGUCCUUGUAAACACUGCUAAGCUGAUGACAGGAUCGGUUUACCGAGGGGUAUUCAAAUCCAAAGCACAAAGUUACUUGGCAAAUCUUUCUCUAUAUCCUGGGAGAUCGGAGCUACCAUUUCUGCCUCCAAAUACACAGGCGGUGAUUUUGCAGCCGCUUGGUGAUAAAGGAAUCGCAGUUAUUGGCGGAAACACCAUCAGAGGCUUCACGUCUUCAGACCAGGCAUGGAUUUCUUCAAUUGGGGAGAAGCUAGAUGCCACAUUGGGGAGACGUUUUCUUGAUUCAGAUGAGAUUUCCCAAGAAACAGAUCAGUAAAGGUAACACAAAGUCGAAAACAAUGUAAAGAACUUUGUUUACGGAAAUGUAAAAAUAGCUUCAAGAAAUCAUGAACUAAAACACUUAUACAUGCAGCUUAGAGUUAUGUAUAAACCAAUAAAAACUUCUUCACGAGCCCAA